AAAUACCAAAGAUGUUAAAAGGAAAUACAAUUCCAUUUGGUCUUUGUUUCGAUAUCGUAAUUCGAGGAAAAUCAUUUUCAUUCUUAUCCAAAAUUAUUGUACCCCAUCUCCACCUCCCACCCCAUUCCUGCAGAAAGCCUAUAAAUUGAAGUCAUGGGAAGACACCCAUUUCAUAGCUAGUGUUUCAUUUCUUAUAAUUGUACGUGUAUCAUUUAUAUCGAAAAUACCGUUCUACCCAUGGCUGCAUCUUUCUCAGUUCCUUCAAUGAUUUUGGAAGAGGAAGGAAAAUUUCAAGCAGAGGUAGCAGAGGUGCAAGCAUGGUGGAACACAGAGCGUUUCAAAAACACGCGCCGCCCAUACUCCGCCCGCGAUGUAGCGUCUCUCCGUGGCAACCUCCGCCAAUCCUAUGGCUCAAAUGAGCUGGCCAGGAAGCUCUGGCGAACCCUCAAGGCCCAUCAAGCCAAUGGUACGUCUUCACGUACGUUCGGUGCCCUGGACCCAGUCCAGGUCACCAUGAUGGCCAAACACCUCGACACUAUUUAUGUGUCGGGGUGGCAGUGCUCAUCCACUCAUACAUCCACAAAUGAGCCCGGUCCAGACCUUGCUGACUAUCCGUACGACACGGUUCCCAAUAAAGUCGAGCACUUGUAUUUUGCUCAACAGUACCAUGACCGAAAACAAAGGGAGGCUCGAAUGAACAUGAGCCAGGAGGAGCGGGCUCGGACCCCUUUCAUUGACUACCUAAAGCCCAUCAUAGCCGACGGUGACACUGGAUUUGGUGGUGCCACCGCGACCGUAAAGCUUUGUAAGCUUUUUGUGGAACGCGGUGCUGCUGGGGUCCACAUAGAGGACCAGUCGUCGGUUACCAAGAAAUGUGGUCACAUGGCCGGAAAAGUUUUGGUGGCGGUUAGCGAACAUAUCAAUAGGCUUGUAGCUGCACGUCUACAGUUUGACAUAAUGGGAACUGAAACUGUGUUGGUCGCUCGUACUGAUGCGGUGGGGGCCACCCUAAUCCAAACCAACAUCGAUACGAGAGACCAUCAGUUCAUUAUUGGUGUGACCAACCCUAAACUUAAAGGGAAAGGGUUGGCCACACUGUUAUCCGAGGCAAUGGCUGCCGGGAAAAGUGGGCCUGAGCUUCAGGCCCUAGAAGACAAUUGGCUAUCGAUGGCGCAUCUGAAAACAUUUUCAGAUGCCGUUGUGGAUGCUAUCGGAGCAAUGAACGUGUCCGAAGCCGAAAAGAGAAGAAAGUUGAAUGAAUGGAUGAAUCACUCGAGUUACGACAAGUGCUUGUCUAACGAGGAUGCUAGAGAAAUCGUCGCGAGACUAGGGUUAACCAACUUCUUUUGGGACUGGGACUUGCCAAGAACAAGAGAAGGUUUCUACCGGUUCAAAGGCUCGGUUGAAGCCGCAAUUGUCCGUGGUUGGGCUUUCGCAAACCACGCUGAUGUCAUAUGGAUGGAGACCGCGAGCCCAGACAUGGUCGAGUGCACCAAAUUCGCUCAAGGGGUUAAGAACAUGACACCGGACACCAUGUUAGCUUACAACCUCUCCCCAUCUUUCAACUGGGACGCCUCGGGGAUGACCGACCGCCAAAUGAUGGACUUCAUCCCACGAAUAGCCAAGUUGGGAUAUGUUUGGCAGUUUAUCACACUAGCGGGUUUCCAUGCGGACGCCUUGAUCAUCGAUACCUUUGCGAAAGAUUUCGCGACGAGAGGGAUGUUGGCUUAUGUGGAGAAGAUUCAAAGAGAGGAGAGGAAGCAUGGGGUGGACACAUUGGCUCAUCAAAAAUGGUCAGGUGCAAAUUAUUAUGAUAGGGUGCUAAGGACUGUUCAAGGUGGAAUCACUUCAACUGCUGCUAUGGGCAAAGGAGUUACCGAGGAACAGUUCAAGGAGACAUGGACGAGGAGCGGAGCGACCGACAUGGGAGACGCAAGCGUUGUGAUCGCGAAAUCGAGGAUGUAGACCCUCUUGGGUUUGUCGGAAUAUCUACACCAGAACGUCGGCGAAGUUUGAACGUUUUGUUUAUUAUUGGUUUGAUUGUGUUUUGGAGUUGUUAUAAUGAUGAAUAAUGUGGGGUGGUUUUGUGUUAGCCGUUAGGCAUUGGCAUGGUGUUGAAAACAAAUGUUUUUCAUGUUUGUAUUUUUAUGGUAAACCUUUAUAUAAAUUAAAAUAUAAUCUAUUACGUUGUUGGGUUA
This is a messenger RNA of Helianthus annuus (common sunflower), 2198 nucleotides long. RefSeq names its product isocitrate lyase. Gene Ontology annotation, biological process: carboxylic acid metabolic process. Gene Ontology annotation, molecular function: isocitrate lyase activity. The transcript has 3 exons. The record is from RefSeq and is a predicted model, not a curated record. Lineage: Eukaryota; Viridiplantae; Streptophyta; Magnoliopsida; Asterales; Asteraceae. Gene Ontology annotation, cellular component: glyoxysome. Bases 238 to 1965 code for a protein of 575 amino acids.